AAAAAAAAAAAAAAAAAAAAAAAAAGUCAACCUGUGGAUACGAGCACUCGGCACACAACACAAGAGCUGCGGCGGCCACGGUCGUCCCACCCGUGCCACUAGUAUGUGACGCGAGGAAGAGCGAGACGAAAACGACAACAACAACAACAACGAGGAGAACGACUUUUUACAAGCCGGCUUGCGACCAUGUUGUCUUCGCGAAUGCUUGUUGUUUUUGUGGCGACGAGCCGUUGUUGUCACCUCAUGGCACCUCUGCUGUUGCUGUGCUACCUGCCCCACGUCCACGCCGGCCACAGCAAGCCGGCCAACAGGUGGCUGAUCGGCGACAGGGACAGCCAGUGCGGCGGCGCUUGCACGCGGCCGCAGGCCAAGCCGGUGUGCGGCUCGGACGGACGGAGCUACGAGAACGGAUGCGAGCUGCAGAGGGCGCGCUGCAAAGACAAGACGCUGACGCUGGCGCACCGCGGCCGCUGUCGAGGAAGAAACUGGGUGAAAGUUGAGGAGUCGGCAGUGGCGCUCCCAGCAACGCCCGCAUCUGUGGCCAGAGACGCUGUGCAAACAGAUGAGGUUCAGUCCAAGUGUCGCGUGGAGAGGAGCCAGGCUUUGGAGCAAGCCCGCAGGCCGCAAGAGUCCAUGUUUGUUCCAGAAUGCAACGAGGACGGCUCGUUUGCGCAGGUGCAGUGUCACACUCUGACAGGCUACUGCUGGUGCGUCACCUCCGACGGAAAGCCGGUGAGCGGCUCCUCGGUGCACAACAGGACUCCGGUGUGUUCAGGAAACUUCCAUGAGUUUUUGGAAACUCACGUCGGGACGAGCGGAUUGACAGGGUCCGUGACCGACAGACCGCCCGGGCCGGCAAACUCUGGUCGAAAAGUUUCUUUCCGUUUUUUUCUCACCCUCAACCCAGACGACGGCUCCAAGCCUACGCCCACCAUGGAGACCAUCGUCCCCUCCGAAGGCGAUGAGAUAACUGCCCCCACGCUGUGGAUCAAACAAUUGGUUUACAAGGAGAAUAAGCAGAACAGCUCCACGUCCAGGAAGCAAGAGAAAGUUCCCUCUUGCGACCAGGAGCGACAGAGCGCCCUGGACGAGGCUCGGCAGAACCCCCGCGAGGCCGUCUUCAUCCCCGACUGCGGGCCCGGCGGCCUGUACAAGGCCGUCCAGUGCCACCAGUCCACCGGCUACUGCUGGUGCGUGCUGAUAGACACCGGACGACCCAUUCCGGGAACCUCCACCAGGUACCAGACGCCAGAAUGUGACAGCGCCGCACAUUCUCGCAGCGCCGACGCCGAAGAUCUGUUCCAGGGCCGAGACCUGACAGGCUGUCCCGAGGGGAAAAAAGGGGAAUUCAUUACGAGUCUUUUAGACGCCCUGACCACAGACAUGGUUCAAGCCAUAAACUCACCAGCCCCUUCUAGUGGCGGGAGCAGGUUCGUGGAGCCGGACCCCAGCCACACGCUGGAGGAGCGGGUGGUGCACUGGUACUUUGCCCAGCUGGACGCCAACGGCAGCCAGGACGUCGGCAAGAAGGAGCUGAAGCCCUUCAAGAGGUACCUGAAGAAGAAGGCCAAGCCCAAGAAGUGCGCUCGCAAGUUCACCGACUACUGCGACCUGAACAAGGACAAGGCCAUCUCGCUGCACGAGCUCAAGGGCUGCCUUGGAGUUGCCAAGGAUGGUGGUUCAACAGCAAGUAGCAUCUACGGGACAAGGCAAGGGACAAAUGUGUUCAUAGGUCGUCUGGUGUGAGAGGAGAACGUUCCAGGAGCCGAGACGAGAGCAGAGGUCACAGAAAGAAGGCAUCAACACGCUCGCUUGACGGUGAAAAAAAAGAGUGACGGAUCGGAGAGAAAAUAACUUCUUGACUUAUUUCAUGCAGACACACACACACACACACACACAAAAACAGAAGAAAACGAAGCAGCGCCAAAAUAUUUGCACUUUCUCCUCCCUGUGUUUGACGUUAUGUUUGUAUUUUGGAUUGUUUGUGGUUUUUAAGUGACUGAAAAUGUGUUUCUGUAAGAGUAAGAAUAUAUAUGUAAAGUCGUCAUAUAACAAGUGGAUUAUGUGCACGAAGUUAGCAGUUAGCGGGCUAAAAUGCACAUUGCUCUCAACUAGGGAUGGGCAUAAUACAUCGUUGAAUUGAUCAUUAACCAUUCCGUGGAUUGUGUGGAAUCGCGUCUUGAAGCAGCGCAGGUACAACAGAGCGUGCUACUAGUUUGUGGUCUUAAAGAAGACCUACACAACGUCAACUAUGGGCAUUGAAACAGGAGUGUAGAACAUUGGGAGGAUUCUCCCAAGCCAUUAAAAAACGAUUAAUUGUUUGUUCAUGAUUGCUGUACGUCGAUUGCGUGGAAUCGCGUCUCAAAGCGACUUGAGGCAGAAUGGAGUGCACUACAAGAUUGUUGUCUAAAGAAGGACAACAGGGUGUCAUCGAUGGGUAUCAAAACAGGAGUUCAGAACAUUCAUAGCAAUUUUCCCAUCCCAAUACAAAAACGAUGAAUCAUUCAUAAUUACACCGAUUAUGGGGAAUUGUGUCUUGAAGCUAAUACGUGACUGGUUUGCUGUCUAAAGAAGUCAAGCAUCAGCUAUGGACAUUGAAAGAGGAAUAAGAACAUUUAGAGAGAGAGAGAUUCUUUCAGUAAGUUAAAAAUAAAGUAAAAAACAAUUAAUUGAUCGUUAAGAAUUCCAUCGAUUGCGUGAGAUUGAGUGCACAAGACGCAGUUGGCCGUCUAAAGAAGAGGAACGGAACAUCAGCGAUGGGCAUCAAAACAGGAGUUCAGAAUGCUCACAGAAGGAUUUUUCCGUGCAAUAAUAUGAAAAAAAAUGACCCAGACUCAUUUCUUGUUUACAAUUACAUCUAUUAUGCGGAAUCCUAUCUUGAAGCAAUUGUGGCUAAAUCUAGUACGCUACUAGUUUGCUUUGUCUUAAGACCAGCAUGAAAACAUAGGCUAUGGGAAUCGAAGUGUUCAGAAAAUUUUCUGAGUUUCUCCCAUCCUCUUAAAAAUCAUGUUUAAAAAAAAAAAAUGUUCGGAAUUCGUCGAUUGCGUGGGCACACGUCUUAAUGAAAUAGAGUGCACUGUGAAUUUGCUGACUAAAGAAGGAUAACAUGAUGUCAGCUAUGGGCGUCAUAACAGGAGUUCAGAACACUCCCGAAGAGAUUCUCCUAUCCUUUAAAGAUUAAAAGAAUAAAUUGAUAAGUAGUCAGUGAUUGUGGGAAAUUGACAAACUGGAGCUGCCCUACGAGUUGUUUUUUUUUGUCUAAGGAAGACAUCAGUCAGGGGCAUUGAAACGGGUUCAGAACAUUCGGAGGGUUCCUUCUAGCCCAUAAAAAAAAAAUAUAUAUAUAUACAUCUAUAUAAAAACUAACAAUGAAUUAAUCUUUGAGUUCUGUGGCUUUUCUGAAAUCUUGAUGAAAUGGAGUGCACUACAAGUUUGCUGUUUAAAGGACAACAGCGUCAGCUACCGACAUCUAAACAGGAGCUCAGACCAUUCCGACUCUUCAUUUUCUCCAUAGUCGAUCAAAGAAAUGCCGUGGAUUGCCCAUCCCUACUAGCAACGGCGAAGGAAUGUUUGUUGUACAUAUGAACAUGCGCAACUAAUUAGAAUGAAACUGUGACUCCCGACUUUGAAUUCAUCAGCACAUAAUUUUAGCUGUAUGGAUCCCCUUGCACUGUAAAUAGGGUUGCAAAGGGGUGGAAAAUUUCCGGUAAAUUUCUGGAAGCUUUCCGGUAAAUUUUAUUUGGGAAAUAUUCCAAUUCAGACACUUUCCAUGGGAGUUACUGGGAAUUGAUGGGAAGUAACUGGGAAUUAAGGCGACUUUCAUGGAAACCUUUCACAUUCAAGCAUGAAUAUAAACAUUUUGUUUUGUCAUAAAUAGACAUCCAUGAAAAAUAGAGAGCUCUCCUUUCUCACACGUGAGGGCAUUACAGCACAGCGGUGCCUUGAGAUACGAGUGGCCAGACUUAAGUUUUUCGAGAUACAAGCCGUCAGUCUGACUUUUUUUUUUUUUUUUUUUUUGCUUUGACUUGCAAGUGCAAAUUUAAGAAUAUGUAUAGAAAAUAUAUAUUGAACAAUUAAUUUUAAAAAAGAGGCUGAAAGCAGUUGAAGUUUACUGUCACAUUAAACACAAAACAAAGGGAAUUACACGUGUAUUCAAACCAGCAUAGCUUUGCCUUAUGAAAAGGUCUGCUCAACUUAAUGCUAACAAACAAUGCAAACACCACUGAAAUGCUAACGGUUAGCAUCGACAGUUGCAGUUUUGGAAGCUAGACUAUUUGCAAACAAACAGUUGAGACACAUUUGGACAGAUGAUAUAACAAUCCUCACCGGCAUAUAUUCUUUAUCCUCUGCAACAAAUGACUAAUAUUACAGCAUUUUACAAAAUCAGAAGUAGUCGUUUCUUCUUUCUUUGUGUCUGCAUGACUUUAUACUGCCUCGCAGUGGCCAAGGCGGGCACACCAGAAGGAGCAGCACCAUGAAUUGGAUUGCAGCAUUAAGUCAUGAUGCACAAACUGUUUAAUUCUUUACAUUCUUUUGAAUUAUGACAUUACUCUGUUUUUAUACAGUAAAAUACUGUAGAGAGCAAUUUUUUUUAGGGGGGUUGGAACGGAUUUAUGGCAUUUCCAGUGAGUUUCCAGAUGAUUUGAGAUAAGAGUCUUGUCACGGAACGAAUUAAACUUGUAUCUGAAGGCACCACUUUACCUUAAUUUUUCAUUUUUUCUCCCACUUCUUUCGAGCGUGUGUGAAGCUUGCUCGUACCUAAAAUUUUGGCUCGUAACACAUAAAGUAGCGGAAAAAAAUCUAUCAAAGCUUGGAUCACGAAAAGUCAUGAAAGUCACUGUACUUGUAUUCAAUGUGUUUGCUUUUUAUAAUUUUUUGGGGUCAGAAUUAUGCUCAAAUAUGUUUUCCCCAAUUAGAUUUAACUUCCCAAAGAGCCAAGCCUCAAUUCUGUAAAUUCCUGGUUUAUUCCUGUUUAUUCCCAUAAAUCCCUGUUAAUUCCCAUGGAAAGUUUGAGAACUCCCAGAAUUUUGCAACCCUAACUGUAAACAACCUUUCUAGAAACAUUAGCGGUUUUUGGCAGUGUGAUAUCUGGCUUGCAUUGCGGCGGGACGAGUUAGCGCCGAGUAAGGAUUCACUUCACUUGUCAUGAAGUGCCGACGUGAUGUUGGCCUGAUGUUUUUAGAGCUAAAGCUGGGCAUAAACUGUGUCAUUUACCUAACUCACACAACUAAGUUAAUUGAGUUAAUAAUGGGACAAAAUGGGUGGGACAAAAAAUAUCCCUAUUGCAAUGUUAGGGUUGGGCGAUUUGGCCUGAGUAUAAAAUCUUUUUUUCCACAAAAGAAAUAUGAUUGAAAUCUUUUAUUGUUUUCCACCAAAAAAUAUGAUUAAUUUAAUCAAUUCUAUCGUGCUUUUGUGAGAUUUGAAUUUAAAAUGGUGAAUUUUGCACACUGAAAUCAUUGUCAAAAAGAGUCCGUGUUGAAAAUAUGAUGCUAAAAAAGUCCACGUUAGAAAUUGAAAUUCAAGCUCAGGUGGCACAGAUUGACUUCCAUACAUCCAUACGUGCGUGUACAUGCACAUGAAGCGAAGACUCUCCGUAACAACCCGGGCUUAGCUUAGCUCCUCCCCAACAUACUGUACAAAACUCAUAUCUCAGUCGAGAUGUAUCAUUUCAAUAUGCAUCCUUGGACCAACUGUACUACUUUCCUAUUUCGAUGGUGCUUUGUCGGCAUCAUGUCAAAUCUUAGGGUGCUUUGGAAAGUACAAACAAUGCGAAUAGGUGAGUUUUUCAGCAAAUAAAUAAUAAUAAAAUAGCAAUACACAAGUUAAUCGCCUGCUGCAGUUAAAACGUUAUUAAACGUUAAACGCCUUUGACAAAAAAAUCGGAACAUUACAUUGGGUUCAAAAUAUCACAACAUUGAUGUAUCGCAUCGUUUAUCUUUCAAUAUGUCGUCAAACAGCCAAUGAAACGUUUCUAUUAUGUAUUAUAGAAUAUUAAAUGUCCAACAUGCACCGAUUUCCAUGAGAACAAUUAAAAACAAACGGCAAAAAAGAAGUGGAGAUUAGAUUAAUUCGCUCAGUCUAUGCCCAAUUUAGUUUUGGAUGAAACGGAAGGUGACUGGACUCGCUUUUUCGCGAACAUCAGGCAUAAGCAAACAGCGGCUGAAGUUUAGUCUGUGCUACUCGUCCCUAAAGUGCAACCCAACAUUUGCCAGCAUUUUGUCUGCACACAAUGCUUGGAGAUCAAUGUUUGUUUGUUUUUCCUAAUAACUUUUUUUGUAAAUUCAAAUUCAACCUAAAAUAAUAAAAGCUAUUGAAAAAGCAAUUCUGCGAGUGUUUAGUUAAAACCAGCACGACUGUUUCAACUGUACCUUGUCUCCCCAUCCCCCCGUAAAUGCACUCAACAACUGUCGAGAAGAUGUAGCAUUGCCAGCAAAUAAUAACGGUGACUAAACACGAGCAGUAAAUGGAAUACUAUGUUUACAUGCCUCAGUCCAUUAAUAAUGGCCGCCCUACUCUGGUUAAUCCUGCUUUUUGUACACAACGUUUGACGUUUUACAAACGGCAAGCCAUAAAAUAAAUAUUUGAAUCUCCGGAGAAAUAUCAAAAGUCAACAGGUUGAUUGUUUUCCUUCGGGUUUCUUUGUAAUACGUUGUGUUCCAAAUUGAGACUAUCCCCAAUAGAAUUGUGUACAGUUGUUUUUGGAAUAGCAGUUAUAAUUAAAGCUCAAGCACAGGACUUGAAUUUUGUUUUGUUUUUCUGAAGCCAAAUAAACCCCCAUUUGGAGGGUUUUCUCUCAGAUUUUGCAGUCGUCACGGUUGUCAUGUAUGUAUGAUUACAUAUGAAAUUGAGUCUGUAGCACCCUGCUGGGGAAAAAAAUAAAUAAAAUCCUGACACCA
Molecule: messenger RNA, 6896 nt
Organism: Phyllopteryx taeniolatus (common seadragon)
Lineage: Eukaryota; Metazoa; Chordata; Actinopteri; Syngnathiformes; Syngnathidae
Gene: smoc1
Product: SPARC related modular calcium binding 1
Exons: 15
Coding region: 187-1746 (519 amino acids)
Biological process (GO): extracellular matrix organization
Cellular component (GO): basement membrane
Molecular function (GO): calcium ion binding; extracellular matrix binding; heparin binding
Source: RefSeq, a predicted model, not a curated record